This is a messenger RNA of Staurois parvus, 357 nucleotides long. NCBI's taxonomy places the organism in Eukaryota, Metazoa, Chordata, Amphibia, Anura, Ranidae. The record is from the annotation of a GenBank genome assembly.
CCACGCCGCCACUCGCAGCCACGGCUGUCAAUCACCAGGUCCCGAUCCCGGUUUGUUUACUAACAGUCCUCCUCCCUGUUGGCUCGGGCACACCACUUUGGAUGGCUAUGCACAGCACAGCCAUCCAGAGCACAACACACACCGCCUCCCAGUAAAAACACUCACAGCACACAGUUAACCCUUUGAUCGCCCCUCAUGUUAACCCCUUCCUGCACAGUGCCAUUAGUACAGUGUCAGUGCUUUAUUUUAGCACUGAUCACUGUAUUGGUGUCACUGGGGAUGUCAGUGACACCAAGUCAGUUCCCCCCAGUGUCAGAAUGCCCGCCCCAGUCCCAAAGUCCCACUAUAAGUCGCUGA